CGCCCGGAAGAGCGGCAUGGCGAUUUAGACUUGCUGGUCUUCUCUCGUGUGCGGGUUUGGGGGCUUCGAGGUAAAAGGGAGCCAACGCCGCGAACUUGGAGUCCCAGAAUGGCAGCCCUAGAAGAAAGCUUUCCUCGAGGGGGUACAAAAAGGAUUAACAAAUCAGAGAAAUCUUACCAGCAGUCAGUUGAACAUGACAAUUUAUUUGAUAUUUCCACUGAAGAAGAAUCUGCCAAAAGGAAAAAGAAUCAGAAAGGCCCAGCAAAAGCAAAAAAGUUGAAAAUUGAAAAGAGAGAGAGGGGCAAGUCGGUAAAAGAGAAGUUUGAAAUCCUUAGUAUUGAGUCCCUGUGUGAAGGAAUGCGGAUUUUGGGUUGUGUCAAGGAGGUAAAUGAGCUAGAACUGGUGAUCAGUCUGCCCAAUGGCCUCCAAGGGUUUGUGCAAGUGACUGAAAUCUGUGAUGCCUACACCAAAAAGCUGAAUGAGCAAGUGGCACAAGACGAACCCCUGCAGGACCUACUCCGCUUGCCUGAACUUUUCUCGCCUGGAAUGCUGGUGAGAUGUGUUGUAAGCAGUGUGAACAUCACAGAUAAAGGCAAAAAGAGUGUCAAGCUCUCUGUGAACCCCAGAAAUGUCAACAGAGUGCUGAGCGCUGAGGCCCUGAAGCCCGGCAUGCUGCUGACAGGUACUGUGUCCAGCCUGGAAGACCAUGGCUACCUAGUGGACAUUGGUGUUGGGGGAACCAGAGCUUUUCUGCCACUGCAGAAAGCCCAGGAAUAUAUUGGACAGAAGAACAAAGGUGCUAAGUUGAAAGUGGGUCAGUACCUGAACUGCACCAUCCAGGAGGUCAAAGGCAACGGAGGAGUUGUUAGCCUGUCUAUAGAGCAGUCAGAGGUUUCUACGGCCCUUGCUACCCAGGAGCAAAACUGGACCCUUAAUAACUUGCUGCCAGGGCUGGUGGUCAAAGCCCAGGUACAGAAGGUGACUCAGUAUGGCCUGAGCCUGAGCUUCCUCACAUUCUUCACCGGCCUGGUGGACUUCAUGCACCUGGAUCCUAAGAAAGUCGGCACGUAUUUCACACAUCAGACAGUGAGGGCCUGCGUCCUCUGCGUGCAUCCUCGGACCAGAGCUGUGCGCCUGAGCCUGCGCCCCCUCUUCCUGCAGCCUGGGCGUCCUCUCACUCGGCUCUCCUGCCCGCACCUCGGAGCUGUGCUGCAAGAUGUCCCUGUCCAGGGCUUUUUCAACAAGGCAGGGGCCACUUUCAGGCUGAAGGAUGGGGCCCUGGCCUAUGCUCGGCUUGGCCAUCUCUCUGAUUCCAAGAAUCUCAAACUGGAGGCUUUCAAGCCUGGGAACACUCACAAGUGCAGAAUUAUUGACUUCAGCCAAAUGGACGAGCUGGCUUUGCUCUCCCUGCGGACGUCUGUUAUUGAAGCUCAGUACCUUAAAUAUCAUGAUAUCAAAACUGGCACAGUGAUAAAAGGCACGGUGCUGACCAUAAAGCCAUUUGGGAUGCUGGUGAAGGUGGGUGAGCAGAUGAGGGGCCUGGUGCCGGCCAUGCACCUGGCUGACAUCCCGAUGAAGAAUCCGGAGAAGAAGUACCGCGUCGGGGAGGAGGUCAAGUGCCGGGUUUUAUUUUGUGACCCUGAAGCUAAGAAGCUGAUAAUGACCCUGAAGAAAACUCUGGUCACUUCCAGACUGCCCAUCAUUAUCUGCUAUGAAGAUGCCAAGCCUGGUCUGCAGACACAUGGCACCAUCCUCAGGGUCAAGGACUACGGCUGCAUCGUGAAGUUUUACAACGAUGUCCAGGGCCUGGUGCCCAGACACGAGCUCAGUGCCCAGUACAUUCCUGACCCAGAGAACGUCUUCUACGCUGGCCAGGUGGUGAAGGUUGCUGUACUGAACUGUGAGCCUGCCAAAGAAAGGAUGCUCUUAUCCUUCAAGCUGCUGAGUGAUCGAGAGCCAAAGAACGAGGUUGCAGGACAUGCUCAGAAGAGUGAAAAAGGCGUCAGUGUUGGGCAGUUGGUGGACGUGAAGGUUUUAGAGAAGACCAAAGAUGGGCUGCAGGUGGCCGUCCUGCCGCACAACAUCCCUGCCUUCCUCCCCACGCCUCACCUGUCCGACCACGUCGCCAAUGGCCCACUCUUGUACCGCUGGCUCCAGGCAGGUGACACACUUCACCGCGUGCUGUGUCUGAGCCAGAGCGAGAGACAGGUUCUCCUCAGCAGGAAGCCAGCUUUGGUUUCCACAGUAGAAGGUGGCCAGGAUCCCAAGAACUUCUCUGAAGUCCAGCCUGGAAUGCUGCUCGUGGGCUUUGUGAAGAGCAUCACGGACUACGGCGUGUUCGUCCAGUUCCCCUCGGCUCUGAGUGGACUGGCCCCCAAGGCGAUCAUGAGUGACAAGUUUGUGACAAACCCAAGUGACCACUUUGUUGUGGGGCAGACGGUGGUGGCGAAGGUGACCAGGGUGGAUGAAGAGAAGCAGCGGAUGCUGCUGUCACUGCGGCUUUCAGAUUGUAGGCUGGGGGCCGCCAGCAGCAGCAGCCUGCUCCUCCUGAGUCAGUGCCUGGAGGAGCUGCAGGGUGUGCGCAGCCUCCUGAGCAGCCAAGACUCUGUGCUGGUCCAGAUGCUGGCCAAGAUAACCCCAGGGACGGUCCUGGACCUGGUGGUGCAGGAGGUGUUGGAAGAUGGCUCUGUGGCAUUCAGCGGGGGUCCAGAGCCCACCCUGGUCCUGAGAGCCAGCAGAUACCAUCGUGCAGGGCAGGAUGUCGAAUCUGGACAGAGGAAGAAGGCCAUCGUCCUUCAUGUCGACAUGUUGAAAUUGGAGGUACACGUUUCCCUUCGCAAGGAGUUGGUGACUAGGAAAGCUCGGAAGCUGAAGAAGGGCAGUGAGCACCAGGCCACGGUGCAGCAUGUGGAAGAGUCCUUUGCAGUGGCCUCCUUGGUGGCUACAGGCCAUCUGGUGGCCUUCUCUGUGGCCUCUCACCUCAACGACACCUUCCGCUUUGACUCAGAGAAGCUACAGGUGGGACAGGAGGUCUGCCUGGUCCUCAAGACCACAGAGCCUGGAGUGACUGGUCUGCUUCUGGCCGUCGAGGGGCCACCUGCCAAGAGAGUCCUGAGACAGACUCGAAAGGACUCAGAGACGGUUGACGAGGAAGAGGAUGGUGACCCAGCUCUGGCCGCGGAGCCAAAAAAGAAGCACACGCUGGCCAUCGGUGACACAGUCACUGGGACAGUGAAGUCUGUGAAGCCCACCCAUGUGGUCGUGACCUUGGAGGGUGGUGUGACUGGCUGCAUCCAUGCCUCCCGCAUCCUGGAUGAUGUACCAGAGGGCAUCACUCCUACUGCCACGCUGAAGGUUGGGAAGAGAGUGACCGCGCGAGUGAUUGGCGGGCGAGAUGUGAAGACGUCUAAGUUCCUCCCAAUAAGUCACCCCGGAUUUAUUCGGACCAUCCCGGAGUUGAGCAUUCGGCCAAGUGAGCUGCAGAAGGAUGGCCACACAGCCCUGAGCACUUACUCAGCCAGCCUUGUGGAGACGAUGCAGCAGUACCAGGCUGGUCAGACUGUGACUUGCUUCUUAAAGAAGUACAACGUGGUCAAAAAAUGGCUCGAAGUGGACAUCGCGCCAGACAUCCGGGGGAGAAUUCCCUUGUUGCUCAUGUCUCUCAGCUUCAAGGUUCUGAAACAUCCAGAUAAGAAGUUCCACAUGGGCCAGGCCUUGAGGGCCACUGUGGUUGGCCCAGAUUGCUCCAAGGGCUUCUUGUGUCUCUCACUGAUAGGUCCUCACAAGCUUGAGAAAGGAGAAGUGGCCAUGGGUCGUGUGGUAAAAGUGACGCCCAACGAGGGCUUGACUGUUGCCUUCCCCUUUGGGAAGACGGGGACAGUCAGUGUAUUUCAUGUGAGCGACUCCUACUCUGAGACACCCCUGGAGGACUUCAUGCCGCAGAAAAUUGUCAGAUGUUACGUCCUGUCCGCUGCAGACCACGUGUUGACUUUGUCACUACGAUCAUCCAGGACGAACCCUGAGACCAAAAGCAAAGUAGAAGAUCCCGAGAUUAACUCCAUGCAGGACGUGAAGGAAGGGCAGCUUCUGCGGGGCUACGUGAGGGCCAUCAAGCCACAUGGUGUGCUCCUGGGCCUUGGCCCCUCCAUUGUGGGCUUGGCCCAUCUCUCCCAUGUCUCCCAGAGUGUCCCGGCCAGGAAGGACCUUUAUAGCAGAUACUUGCCUGAAGGGAGGCUGCUCACUGCCAAGGUCCUCAGGCUGAACCACAACAAGAACCUGGCAGAGUUGUCCUUCCUCCCCGCCGACACCGGGGAGCCAGAUGUGCUGUCUGUUUCCCCAGAACUGGUCCUUCAGAAGGAGAGGGACAAAAAGGGAAUGAAGAAGAGUCAGGAAAGGAAAGAAAAGAACCUGAAGGGGGAGGCAGGGGGGCAGCUGCCCAGCAAGGAGCAGAUGAAGGCGAAGAGGCCUGGCAAGCAGGAGCGCCAGGACUCUGGGGAAGCACAGGAAAGAGUGAACAAGAGGCAGAAGAGAGCUUGUCCUCUGGAGGAGGAUGACAGUGGCGUGGAAGUGUAUUACCGUGAGGGAGAAGAGGAGAUAGAGGAGACAAAGGGGACACUGACCAAGCCCGCAGAAGUGCCCCGGCUGCGAAUCUCUUCAGGCUUCCUGUGGGAUGUGGGGCUCGACUCUCUGACCCCUGCCUUGCCGCCUCGAGGAGAGAGCUCUGACAGUGAGGAGGAGGAGACGCCUCGCCAAGCCACGCAGAAAAAGAAGAGCAAGAAGGAACGAGAGAUGGAAAAGCAGAAGGCAGAAAGGGAGCUGUCCCGUGUCGAGGAGGCUCUGAUGGAUCCUGGGAGACAGCCGGAGUCUGCGGACGACUUUGACCGGCUGGUGCUGAGCUCCCCUGACAGCUCCAUUCUGUGGCUGCAGUACAUGGCUUUCCACCUGCAAGCCACGGAGAUUGAGAAGGCCCGGGCCGUGGCCGAGAGGGCCCUGAAGACCAUCUCCUUCAGAGAGGAGCAGGAGAAGCUGAACGUGUGGGUGGCGCUGCUGAACCUGGAGAACAUGUACGGCUCUCCCGAGUCCCUGAGCAGGGUCUUCGAGCGCGCCGUGCAGUACAACGAGCCUCUCAAGGUCUUUCUCCACCUGGCCGACAUCUAUGCCAAGUCUGAGAAAUUCCAGGAAGCUAGUGAGCUGUACAACCGUAUGCUGAAGCGCUUCCGUCAGGAGAAAGCUGUCUGGAUCAAGUAUGGUGCCUUUCUUCUGCGGAGGAGCCAGGCGGGGGCCAGUCGCCAGGUGCUGCAGCGAGCCCUCGAGUCCCUGCCUACCAAGGAGCACAUGGACGUCCUUGCCAAGUUUGCCCAACUGGAGUUCCAACUGGGAGAUGCAGAGCGGGCCAGAGCCAUUUUUGAGAACAUGCUGAGCACCUACCCAAAGCGCACAGAUGUCUGGUCGGUCUACAUCGACCUGACCAUCAAGCAUGGCAGCCAGAAGGAAGUCCGUGACAUCUUUGAGCGGGUGAUUCAUCUGAGUCUGGCCCCUAAGAAAAUGAAGUUCUUCUUCAAACGCUACCUGGACUAUGAGAAGCAGCACGGCGCCGAGAAGGAUGUGUUGGCUGUGAAGGCCAAGGCCCUGGAGUACGUGGAGGAGGCCAGGAGCUCCGUGCGGGAGGAAGACUAGGCCUGGGCAGCAUGGCACCAGCAGCAGGGCCGGCUCAGCCCUGCGAGGCCCCUGGACACGCGCAGACUUGUUGUACAGGGCUGCCUUUUCUGCAGCGCCCGUAGGGCAGUUCUGUCAGGAUGAAAGAGAAUCUGACGUUGUUUAAUUAUGUGCCCCCCUUGUUCAAUUUACAUUAUUUAUUGGGAAGGAGUGGUGCCAUGAGGGACCCCAGGGCCUUGCACACCCAGCCAAGUGCUCUGCCCCGAGCUGCAGGCCUCCCCUCGAGGCUUCAUUCUUCCUCGCAUGGUUUGUUUUAUGGACUGGUUAAUGCCAUUGUUUUCCUCAAUGAGAUUGUACAGCUGUUCUGGGAUCUUGGAGUCUCAAGAAAACCGUGUCCCUCC
Molecule: messenger RNA, 6056 nt
Organism: Octodon degus (degu)
Lineage: Eukaryota; Metazoa; Chordata; Mammalia; Rodentia; Octodontidae
Gene: Pdcd11
Product: programmed cell death 11
Exons: 36
Coding region: 109-5676 (1855 amino acids)
Biological process (GO): rRNA processing
Cellular component (GO): nucleolus; nucleus; small-subunit processome
Molecular function (GO): RNA binding; protein binding
Source: RefSeq, a predicted model, not a curated record